Molecule: messenger RNA, 798 nt
Organism: Rangifer tarandus platyrhynchus (Svalbard reindeer)
Lineage: Eukaryota; Metazoa; Chordata; Mammalia; Artiodactyla; Cervidae
Source: the annotation of a GenBank genome assembly
AUGCCGGGGCUCGGCGGGCGUGGGCUCUGGCUGGGCCUGGCCGUGGCUGUGGCGGCAGCGGCGGCGAUGGCCGCACGGCUGAUGGGCUGGUGGAGUCCUCGCGCCGACUUUCGCCUUUUCAUACCCGAGGAGCUGGCCCGCUACCGCGGCCGCCCAGGGGACCCGGGCCUCUAUUUGGCCUUGCUCGGCCGCGUCUACGAUGUGUCCUCUGGCCGGAGGCAUUACGAGCCCGGGGCCCACUAUAGCGGCUUCGCAGGCCGAGAUGCAUCCAGAGCGUUUGUGACCGGGGACUACUCUGAAGCAGGCCUUGUAGAUGAUGUAUCCGACCUGUCAUUUUCUGAGAUGCUGACACUCCAAAACUGGCUUUCAUUCUAUGAGAAGAAUUACAAAUUCAAGGGAAGGGUGAUAGGAAGGUUCUACGGAGAGGAUGGGCUCCCCACCCCAGAACUGACACAGGCAGAAGCCAUGAUGACCAAAGGCUUGGAGGCGAACAGACAGGAGCUGAUAGAGAAGCAGAGGUUCCCACCGUGCAACGCUGAGUGGAGCUUCAUCAGGGGUAGCCGGUUCUGGUGUUCGCAGCAGAGUGGAGGUGUGAGCAGAGACUGGAUUGGCGUUCCCAGGAAGCUGUUUAAGCCAGGUGUCAAGCCCCACUGUGUGUGUGUGAGAACAACUGGCCCCCCGAGUGACCAGUUGCCGGAAAACCCUAUGCACAGAAAUCGUGGGGACCUGGAUCACCCCAACUUGGGGGAGUACCCAGGCUGCCCACCCCUCGCCAUCACAUGCUCGGUCCCCCUCUAA